AUGGGUGAAUGUGGCCAAUUUGAUACCAAUGAGGUGCCCUUUCCUCAAAGACCCAUUGUAAUCCUCGGUGCGGGGAUUAUUGGUUGUUCGACUGCUCGACAAUUGCUACUGAACGGGUUCUCUGUGGUAUUGGUGGGUGAAUAUCUACCGGGAGACCAGAAUAUCUACUAUGCAUCGGCUUGGGCAGGAGCAGCGUGGCAUGCUGCUGGGGGUAUCACUCAUGAUCAACGGUACCUUCAAGCUGUCACACAUCGCGUACUACUCAAGAUGGCACAAGAUGGGCCUGAGGCGGGGGUGAGCAUUGUUAACGCACGAGAGUACCUGGAAGAAAAACCUGCUCCUGAUUCGGCGAUAUGGGGUAAGACGGUAGUCUCCAAGUUCCGUGAGAUGAACCCUGGUGAAUAUCCUCCCAAUUUCAACUGUGCCUGGGCCUAUGAGACGCUUGUCACAGAUCCCACAAGGCAUAUGCCUUAUCUAAGGAAACAAGUGGAGUCUCUUGGGGGCCACUUUAUCCGUCAACGUGUCGAGUCUCUCCAGGAGUUAUAUGCGAUGUUCCCCGAAUCACGGGUAUUCAUCAAUGCCAGCGGUUGGGGUAGUAAAAAUUUGACGGAUGUGCAAGAUGACAAAUGUUUUCCGGAGCGAGGGCAGAAUGUGUUUCUAGCCACCGAUCAAUGUGAUACACUCUACUUCCGAAAUGGCAAGGAAUAUACCUAUGUGAUUCCACGGCCACUAUCCAAGGGGGUGGUCCUGGGUGGGGUGAAGCAACAAGACACUCUGUCACCUGAAGUCGAUAUGGAUAUUGCUCGGGAUGAGAUUGCUCGUGCGCAUCGAUUAGCUCCUGAGAUUAUUCCAGAACACCCAUCUAUAGAUAAGGUGAGUUAUAUUAUUGGAAUUCGACCAUCUCGAAAGGGAGGAUUCCGUCUGGAUUCGGAACGAAAGGGUAAUCGAGUGAUCUUAUCGGCAUAUGGGUUUGGUGGAGGUGGUUAUGCAUUUUCAUAUGGAAUUGCUGACGCGUUGGUUAAGAUGGUGGAGACGGUGGAGCGUGAAAAUGUCAUUUUGUAG
Penicillium griseofulvum is the source of this 1062-nucleotide messenger RNA. Its product is annotated as FAD-dependent oxidoreductase. Lineage: Eukaryota; Fungi; Ascomycota; Eurotiomycetes; Eurotiales; Aspergillaceae. The transcript has 3 exons. The coding region runs from base 1 to 1062 and encodes 353 amino acids. Gene Ontology annotation, molecular function: D-amino-acid oxidase activity; FAD binding. The record is from RefSeq and is a predicted model, not a curated record.